AUGCUCUUUCUUCCCUGCCCUGACACCUGCAAGUUGGUGUUAGUCUUGGGAGACCUUCACAUUCCACAUCGCUGCAACAGCCUCCCAGCCAAGUUCAAGAAGCUGCUGGUUCCUGGGAAGAUCCAACACAUCCUCUGCACAGGGAACCUCUGCACCAAGGACACCUACGACUACCUCAAGACUCUGGCUGGGGAUGUUCACGUGGUCAGAGGGGACUUCGAUGAGAACCUGAACUACCCCGAACAGAAAGUUGUGACUGUUGGGCAGUUCAAAAUUGGGCUGAUUCACGGGCACCAGGUGAUCCCCUGGGGGGACAUGGCCAGCCUGGCACUGCUCCAGAGGCAGUUUGAUGUGGACAUCCUCAUCUCGGGACACACACACAAAUUUGAGGCAUUUGAGCACGAAAAUAAGUUCUAUAUCAACCCAGGAUCAGCUACAGGAGCUUAUCAUGCCCUGGAGAACAACAUCAUCCCCUCGUUUGUGCUGAUGGAUAUCCAGGCUUCCACAGUGGUCACAUAUGUCUAUCAGCUAAUUGGAGAUGAUGUGAAAGUAGAGAGAAUCGAGUACAAAAAGUCUUAA
Acanthisitta chloris (rifleman) is the source of this 579-nucleotide messenger RNA. It is a transcript of the gene VPS29, whose product is annotated as vacuolar protein sorting 29 homolog (S. cerevisiae). Gene Ontology annotation, cellular component: endosome; retromer complex. Gene Ontology annotation, biological process: intracellular protein transport; retrograde transport, endosome to Golgi. Bases 1 to 579 code for a protein of 192 amino acids. The record is from RefSeq and is a predicted model, not a curated record. The transcript has 3 exons. NCBI's taxonomy places the organism in Eukaryota, Metazoa, Chordata, Aves, Passeriformes, Acanthisittidae.